UUAUGACUGCUGUUGAGGGGGUGGCGCUCUCCGCAACCACUGACUUCUAUAUACAGUGUAUGUCCGCAACCAACUUUUAACGCCAUUUGUUUAGCUAGGAGGAAUUUAUCGUGCUUCAGUGUAGUAAACCCUCCAGAGACACAUUUUAGGAACAGCAGAGAACACUACUUUUCCAUCGUCGUCCUUCGGCGCGUAAAGGGCCCAACAUUUCUCACUGAAGACAUCCUUGCUAUGGCAGGGAUUUGAAAACCUCUCAUGGGCCCCUCUCCUGUGUUGAGCCAAUGGUUUGAUCACUGGGACCCAAAAUGAGCAUAAGCAGCGAUGAGGUUAACUUCCUGGUUUACAGAUAUCUGCAAGAGUCAGGCUUCUCCCACUCUGCAUUUACCUUUGGCAUAGAGAGCCACAUCAGCCAGUCCAACAUCAAUGGAGCCCUGGUGCCCCCUGCUGCCCUUAUAUCUAUCAUCCAGAAGGGUCUGCAGUAUGUGGAGGCUGAAGUCAGCAUCAAUGAGGAUGGGACAUUGUUUGAUGGGAGGCCCAUUGAGUCCUUGUCUCUGAUCGAUGCUGUGAUGCCAGAUGUGGUCCAAACCAGACAGCAGGCAUACAGGGACAAGAUGGCGGCGCAGCAGCAGGCAGCAGCUGGCAGUGGGACCCAGGGAAGCACCAAGAAUGGAGAGGGCACUGCAAAUGGUGAAGAAAAUGGAUCGCACACUUUAGCCAAUCACCAUUCAGAGGUGAUGGAGGUGGACAGGGAUGUGGAGAUUCCCCAGAGUAAAGCCAUGGUCCUGAGAGGCCAUGAAUCUGAAGUGUUCAUCUGUGCCUGGAACCCAGUCAAUGACCUGCUUGCAUCAGGGUCUGGGGACUCGACAGCUCGGAUCUGGAACUUGAGUGAGAACAGCUCAGGCGGGUCCACUCAGCUGGUUCUGAGGCACUGCAUUCGGGAAGGAGGCCAGGACGUACCCAGCAACAAAGACGUCACCUCACUCGACUGGAAUAGUGAAGGCACACUACUUGCCACAGGUUCAUAUGAUGGUUUUGCAAGAAUAUGGACAAAAGACGGUAACCUUGCAAGUACUUUAGGGCAGCACAAAGGGCCUAUAUUUGCACUCAAGUGGAAUAAGAAAGGAAACUUUAUUCUAAGUGCUGGUGUAGACAAGACAACAAUUAUCUGGGAUGCUCACACAGGAGAGGCAAAGCAGCAGUUUCCUUUCCACUCAGCUCCUGCCCUGGACGUAGACUGGCAAAGCAACAACACGUUUGCAUCAUGCAGCACAGACAUGUGCAUACAUGUUUGUAAACUGGGCCAGGACAGGCCCGUCAAGACCUUCCAGGGACACACUAAUGAGGUGAAUGCCAUAAAAUGGGAUCCCACUGGCAGUUUGCUGGCAUCUUGUUCUGAUGACAUGACACUGAAGAUCUGGAGUAUGAAACAGGACACAUGUGUUCAUGACCUCCAAGCUCACAGUAAAGAAAUCUAUACAAUCAAGUGGAGCCCCACAGGCCCUGGGACCAACAACCCUAGUGCCAACCUCAUGCUGGCCAGUGCGUCCUUUGACUCCACCGUUCGUCUGUGGGACGUAGAGAGGGGCGUGUGCAUCCACACUCUGACCCGGCACCAGGAGCCUGUCUACAGCGUGGCCUUCAGCCCUGAUGGACGCCACCUGGCCAGCGGCUCCUUUGACAAGUGUGUCCACAUCUGGAACACGCAGACGGGAGCAUUGGUCCACAGCUAUCGUGGAACCGGGGGCAUCUUUGAGGUUUGCUGGAACGCCACAGGAGACAAAGUAGGGGCCAGCGCGUCGGAUGGAUCUGUUUGUGUAUUAGACCUGAGAAAAUGACGAAGGUCUGGGGAACCAUGGACCGACUACGAAUGUGUACAUAGCCAAACCAACUGACUGCGCUGCCUGUACGUCACACUGCUGUAGUCCUAUCUGAGGCCAUGGUCUGGUUUUAAAGCCAAAUGGAAGCUCCCCCCCACAUACACUAAGGACUGAACUGCACCCGUUCACAUAGAUCAGACAAACAAGAGAAAGGUGUGUAUGGACUCAUUGAAACAAACUCCAAAAAACCAAAUCACACUUGGAUCUUUCAUAAAACUUGAAUGACUUUUUUUUAGUUAAUGUGUGCAUAUUACAUAAAUCAACACUGUCCUGUAAACAUUGUUUUGUAGAAUUUGGAUUUUACGCAACUUUUGUCAUCUGGUGUUGGAGAGAAGUACUUAAGCUCAAAGAAAUGUAUUGUAGAGCUCUCAGAAUGAAGUUUGUCAGAUGUAAUAUUCAGGUGGUCCCUCUGUAGUAGACAAUAUGGAGUUAAUGGUAAAGUGUCCUAUGCGCAACAUGUAUCCUCAAGCGUCAGAAAUGGUGUUGGACAUCAGGUUCUGUGAGUAAACUCAGUGGUGAUGGGGGCCUCAGGGUAGAGGCUGUGCGGUCACAAGCGCUGUCCUGAACUGAUGCAAAGUGAACAGGUCCCGGAUACAAGGCCGUCACAGCAUCUGAGCAACCUCAUGUUGUCAUCAGUGUGCUUAUUUCCUCAAUAGCUGAAUGAUAAUCAGACUGAGCUGCUCCAUUGUGUCCUGUUCUCAGGCUUGGUCAUUAAACAUCAGACAGGUUGCUUUCUUACAUGUUGCGGUGUGGAUGGCUUAAGCUUAUUUUGUUUUUGUUAAGUCCACAGCUUUCACGCUUGGCGUGGCACUGCUGCUCCUGCUUUGGUUGGCCGUGCUAGUCAGGUGGCUGCAGUCCCUCGUGCUCUCUGCAAAAGGCUCGGGUCAGGCCUAUGCACAGACAGCACUGCUUUUGUGUAUAGUUUUUGGACUUGCUGUUUUUAAAGCAGGUCAGUGCUGUUUGUCUGACAGGGUGAAACUGACCUGCCGCGUGUGACUUGAUGUAACAUGGUUAUCUACAUACUAAUGAUAUAUAUGCUAGCACAGCAACCUAUUCUGUACUCCACUCGUGUGGUUUAAGGACGGCUGGAAAAACAAAAGGCUUGUUCUUUUGCAUCACCUGAAGUUGCAAUGAGGGAGUGGCUUUUAGUUAUAAAAUACCAUUGUACAGUCAUAGCCAGAAUGAGGCUUCUUUUUGCACUUUAGACCAAAAUGGAGAAACAGGGAGAAGUGUUAAUAAGCCAUCACACAUUUAAUCCUCUCUGUGCUUCAGUCUCCUACAGCAGCUUCAUGUCCCUGCAUCCCGCUCAAUCUAAGAUUCUGUUCUGAAUGUCACUCCUGUUAAACAUUUUAUUUACAACAUUCAUAGUUCUUCUCUAAUGCAGCAAUUGGACUGUACUACAAAGACACUAUUACAAAUGAUGUCUAUGACAGUCGAAUGGUAUUUUAUAAUACAUUGUUUUUAGAUAAAAAAAAAAAAAAAGCUUUUUACACUUUAUUCAAGUGUUUUUUGCUGUCUUUAUGUUUCAACUGAAAGUACUAAUGUUAAAUAUAUCUUUGCUACGCCAGAGAGCCCUUCAAGGUUUUGUAUUUCUCCAAACUUUUGUAAUUCCACUUUAUUUGUAGCUAUCAAUUCAAACUAUCAAAAAUAAAAUGUGAUGUAUGAUAACAUGUAAAUAUCAAUUUGGAACCUUUUGUGUUGUCUUCGCCCUCAUCUUUGUUGUACACAGCUGCAGUGUGCAGCUUUCUGAUCUCAAGAUCUAGAAUAAAAAUUAUUUUGAUAAGA
Boleophthalmus pectinirostris (great blue-spotted mudskipper) is the source of this 3662-nucleotide messenger RNA. It is a transcript of the gene tbl1xr1b, whose product is annotated as TBL1X/Y related 1b. Gene Ontology annotation, cellular component: histone deacetylase complex. Lineage: Eukaryota; Metazoa; Chordata; Actinopteri; Gobiiformes; Gobiidae. Gene Ontology annotation, biological process: regulation of transcription by RNA polymerase II. Gene Ontology annotation, molecular function: transcription corepressor activity; protein binding. The coding region runs from base 306 to 1835 and encodes 509 amino acids. The transcript is spliced from 16 exons. The record is from RefSeq and is a predicted model, not a curated record.